Molecule: messenger RNA, 396 nt
Organism: Sphaeroforma arctica JP610
Lineage: Eukaryota; Ichthyosporea; Ichthyophonida
Exons: 1
Coding region: 22-264 (80 amino acids)
Source: RefSeq, a predicted model, not a curated record
ACUUUUUUGCGCGGACCCAACAUGAACCUCACACCUCUCAUGGUCAUUGCACCGGAGAUCAUGGAGGUGACCAUGUUCGGUACCCCAAGUCUCGUGCACGACCAUGCACUCAGCAUGUACAUCCAGAACAUCAAAUGCCGCCUGCUACACGAGGAAAAGAAGCUGGGAAAGAGUUUCACUCUACCCGCAUUGCGUAUGAGGUCAGCUCCAACGUUCUUAGAGGAUGUGAAUGGUGCCUCACAGACCGGAGGUGAUGGUCAGUAAGGCCCGAACUUUUAGUGUGUGCACUUAGAAAACGAUAGAGAUAAGUAACCUAGUGUGAUAGUCAAGCCUGCUGGGUCGGCAACGAUGUAAUGAGAAGUAUGCAAUAUGAAUAUGAAUAAAUGUACUAGUACC